GUAAUUAUGAUUUACUAUUGUUCAUUUAUGAAAUAACUCCUAGUAUCAAUUUGGAGAAUAAUAAAAUGAACUUGUCUAAAAAGCUAUUAUGAGUAUAAUAAUAAGUACGAUCUUGAAAAGGCACUCAUUUUUGCAGAGACCUGAUAAAUCAUGUUUAAUCAGCAUUGGAUACCAAAAUCUAGAUUGCAUAAAAAAUUUCCUGUUCUAUAUUUUAUAUUAAAUACUAGCAUCUCAAUUAAAACCUAUACUGCAUUUUGCGCCUUAAGAAGCAGUGCAAGUAUCACAAUUUUCAUCAAAAAAGCCAUGCAUCAAUCAAGAUUGACAAGCUUUAGAAUAUAUUCUUUAAAAGACACCCCC
Molecule: messenger RNA, 357 nt
Organism: Paramecium octaurelia
Lineage: Eukaryota; Ciliophora; Oligohymenophorea; Peniculida; Parameciidae
Source: the annotation of a GenBank genome assembly